Molecule: messenger RNA, 1549 nt
Organism: Nematostella vectensis (starlet sea anemone)
Lineage: Eukaryota; Metazoa; Cnidaria; Anthozoa; Actiniaria; Edwardsiidae
Product: T-box transcription factor TBX19
Exons: 5
Coding region: 23-1444 (473 amino acids)
Biological process (GO): positive regulation of DNA-templated transcription; cell fate specification; regulation of transcription by RNA polymerase II
Cellular component (GO): nucleus
Molecular function (GO): RNA polymerase II cis-regulatory region sequence-specific DNA binding; DNA-binding transcription factor activity, RNA polymerase II-specific
Source: RefSeq, a predicted model, not a curated record
CGCGCACAUUUAUUAUGUCAACAUGAGUAAUGGAAGGGAGAAAAUUAAGGCUCAACUCAGAGAUGAAUCAUUAUGGCGGUUGUUCCACAGCCAUCAAACGGAGAUGAUUAUAACUCGGUCCGGGAGGCGGAUGUUCCCGAUUUUGGACUUCCGCUUGUCCGGUCUGGAACCCGAUGAGUAUUUCAGCUGCACAGUGCAGAUCAUUAGCCUAGACGACUUCCGGUACAGAUAUGACCUGAACAAAGCCACAUGGGUGGCGACGGGAGCGGCGCUUAAACUCGACCAGCGGCGAGUCAUCAAUAGCCAUCCCCACGGGGCUACCCUGGGGAAGAUUUGGAACAGCGAGGGGGCGAAGUUUGACAAGCUAAAAUUGACCAAUCAUAUCAAGCCCUGCUGUGAUCACAUUGUUCUAGCUUCCCUCCAAAAGUACAAAGUUCAACUUGUGAUAACAAGGUUACACGCGACUCAAUGUGAGCGGUUGUUGUUUGACUUUCCCGAGACUGAGUUUAUGGCGGUCACGUGUUAUCAGAACCCGGAGGUGGUCCGCCUUAAGAUUAACCACAACCCAUUCGCCAAAUCCUUUCGGCAAGGAAAAAGACAGCUUAAUCCGGCUGACAACCACCAGUCCCCUCCUAGAGGAAGGAAAGCUCCGCGCUUGUGCUCACCCCCACCCGUGCUCCGCUACCUGUCAUCAAUAUGCAUAGGGAGUGAUAUACCGCCGUUACCGCCAACCACCAUCAGCAGUACCUCUAAUAGCAGCCUUGUGCAGUCUGCAAGACUGGAUUCCCAGCCGUUGGAUCCCGUCUUUCAAAGAUCAUCGCUGCUUGGAGAAUACCUAUCCUAUCAAAACCCUGUGGGCGAUCAAGGAGUAGUCCACCGAUACCCACCCCUCGUACAGAGAAUGGUUAACUCGGAAUUACUGAAUAAUACGAACUCAACUUACACUGCUACUGCUGUCAAAAAUAAUACAAGCCAAGCAAUCGCUAACAUUCGUCCUCUGAUCGAUCAAAGUGCGUGUUAUAGUCUUCCAAUCAGCGGUACAUCUACCAAUCAAAAUACGCGAUGUAGCCAACCAAUCAGCAAUAACAGAUCUGUCACCAAUCAAAACACGCGAUAUUACGAGCCAAUCAUCAACAUCGGUUCUUCAAUCAAUCAGAACACGCGAUAUUACGAACAAAUCCCCAACAACGUUUCUUCCACCAAUCAGAACCCGCGAAUUAACCAAACAUUUAGCCAAAGACAAGCGUUAGCCAGUGAUGGUGCUAGUUAUAGCGAAUCCUUAAGCCCAUUUAGAGCAGUUUAUAAUAGCAUCCAAGCGUUCCCCAACGCUGCUUUGGCGUUAAAUUCAAACACAAGUCAUGCCUGGCCCCAGCUACUUGGUGGGGAAAUAUUUGAUGAUAUCCCUUAUACUGCGAAUUUGCCGUAUUUCUACGGGGAAUUUUAAGAGCCACGGUCCUAAUGUUCAGGCCAGUGUUUCUUCGUUGCAGGGAGAAGAUUGAGUUCUAGCGAGCUUAAAGUAGCUACCAUACGGAAGCGGCGGACGGCAAUG